AUGUACAGAUCCGCGAGCUGGAACCGUGUGACCGAGGAUUACUCUGUGCCUUGAUCCGCGCCAAAGGGAUUGUGGAAGGGAGUAGACGAAGACGAGCCGGCUCCAUACGAUCCUGCCGGCCAAGAGAUGACAAAGAAAGAGAAGUCACGUGGCAAGUUCGCUGAAAACGCCGUUCACAUAAUCCCUUUUGUCCUUCUCGCUUGUGCUCUCGUCCUUUGGUUUUUCUCUAAUCCAGAUGUGGAUGUUGGAGUAAAAGGGGAAUCGAUUGCGGCUAGAAUCGAAGGAUUAACGAUCGAAGGAGACAUUGACAAUGACAGCGACGGAACUCAGACUGGAUUCUUAGGCGCCGCCACAGAGGUUGGACGUUCAGACAAGCCGAAACUAAAACACGACGUUAAUAAGCGUCAUCGAAGGAUACAAAUUUCAAGGAAAGUGGUGAAAGGGUUUUAUUAG
Molecule: messenger RNA, 453 nt
Organism: Eutrema salsugineum
Lineage: Eukaryota; Viridiplantae; Streptophyta; Magnoliopsida; Brassicales; Brassicaceae
Exons: 2
Source: RefSeq, a predicted model, not a curated record